GUUUGAUUGGCCUUUUCAACCGCCAGAGAUUAUGUAUCGAUCCAUUAUCCAAUAAAUUUUUUUUUUGGAUGAAAAUCCAUUAUCCAAUAUUUCAUAUUUGUAGAAAGCAGAAACUAGAAUGGUACAUUCAUUCUUUCUUGGACAUCACUCAUCACUUUCACUGCUAAAGCCUAAAUCUUCGUUUUCUAAAUGCAUGGCUACACCUACACAUUUGAGUUCUUGUUCUUCAACGACCUUCACAGCCUCUUCUUCAUUCAACAAUGACACACAUCAUCUAUCCAGUAGAUUCGUCAUUGUGCCAAGAAAACCUCAUUCCUUCACAUGGGUCUCUCACUCUCAGACCCGUCUCAGAAUUCAUUCCAAAACCCACUUUCACCUCAAAUCCUCAAAUGGGCAUCCACUAAAUACUGUUUCUUUGCAAGAUGGUUCAGCUGGAACUCCUCUGCCCAAAAAACAUGUGGAGAGUCGAGGGAAAGAGGGAUCUCUUCCCUUCCCUGAAUCUGACAAUGCAGAAUCUACUCUCACCAUAACUGUCGUUGGAGCUUCAGGAGACCUUGCCAAAAAGAAGAUAUUUCCAGCACUUUUUGCUCUUUAUUAUGAAGAUUUUCUGCCCAAGAAUUUUGUAGUGUUUGGCUAUGCUCGGACUAAAAUGACCGAUGAGGAAUUAAGGAACAUGAUUAGCAGAACCCUAACCUGCAGAAUUGAUAAGAGGGAAAAUUGCGAAGACAAAAUGGAUCAGUUCUUGAAAAGAUGCUUUUACCAUUCAGGACAGUAUAAUUCUGAGGAGCAUUUUGUAGAAUUAAACAAAAAGAUGAAAGAGAAAGAGGCUGGAAAAUUGUCAAAUAGGUUGUUUUACUUGUCUGUACCUCCAAACAUAUUUGUUGAUGUCGUGAGAUGUGCUAGCCUUAGAGCUUCUUCAGAAAAUGGGUGGAUGAGGGUCAUUGUUGAAAAGCCAUUUGGUCGUGACUCGGAGUCAUCUGGUGAACUAACAAGAUGCUUGAAGCAGUACCUUACUGAAGAUCAAAUAUUCAGGAUUGACCAUUACUUGGGGAAGGAGCUUGUUGAGAAUCUAUCAGUGCUUCGCUUCUCAAAUCUUGUUUUUGAGCCUCUAUGGUCUCGGAACUACAUCCGCAAUGUGCAACUGAUAUUUUCUGAAGAUUUUGGCACUGAAGGUCGAGGGGGAUAUUUUGAUAACUACAGAAUCAUACGAGAUAUAAUGCAAAAUCAUCUUCUGCAAAUACUAGCACUUUUUGCGAUGGAGACUCCUGUCAGCUUAGAUGCUGAGGAUAUCAGGAAUGAAAAGGUUAAGGUCCUAAGGUCAAUGAGACCACUGCAGCUUGAAGAUGUAGUUGUUGGUCAAUAUAAGGGCCACAGCAAGGGUGGGAAAUCAUAUCCUGCUUAUACAGAUGACCCCACAGUGCCAAAAGAUAGUCUUACUGCAACCUUUGCAGCUGCAGCUCUCUUUAUUAAUAAUGCCAGAUGGGAUGGGGUUCCUUUCCUGAUGAAAGCUGGCAAGGCUCUCCAUACUAAGCGAGCAGAAAUUCGAGUUCAGUUCAGACAUGUACCUGGUAACUUGUACAAGCGAAAUUUUGGAACUGACUUGGACAAGGCUACAAAUGAGCUUGUGCUUCGUGUGCAACCUGAUGAAGCCAUUUAUUUGAAGAUCAACAACAAAGUUCCUGGUCUUGGAAUGAGAUUAGAUCGCAGUGACUUAAAUUUGCUUUACCGUGCAAGGUAUCCCAGAGAAAUACCAGAUGCAUACGAGCGGCUACUUUUAGAUGCAAUAGAAGGGGAGCGAAGGUUGUUCAUUAGAAGUGAUGAGCUUGAUGCUGCUUGGACACUAUUCACACCAUUGUUAAAUGAGCUUGAAGAGAAGAAGAUAGUUCCAGAGCUCUACCCAUAUGGUAGUAGAGGACCAGUUGGAGCACAUUAUCUUGCUGCCAAUCACAAUGUUCGAUGGGGAGAUCUCAGUGGUGAGGAUUCAUGAGUAGCAAGAGUUCUCCAUUCUGAUUAUGUUGGAUGCUUACAAUGGACUCCUGUUUUUAUACAAGGUUUUGUUUUGUUUUGUUAUUAUUAUUAUUUUUAAGUGCAUGAUAUGCUGUGUUAGUAUGCAAUUUUUUUGUCACCCUGCAUAGCAAAGGGGUAGUAUAGAAUGAGUGCAGAGCAUUUGAUAUUGUGUAUGUAAAUUGACUGAAUAAUAUGUAAAGGACAGAUGAAAAUGGAGUAAACUCAGAUCAAUGAAUAAAUGGACAGUUGAUCUUUGGUUAAUAA
Quercus lobata is the source of this 2271-nucleotide messenger RNA. It is a transcript of the gene G6PD1, whose product is annotated as glucose-6-phosphate dehydrogenase 1. Lineage: Eukaryota; Viridiplantae; Streptophyta; Magnoliopsida; Fagales; Fagaceae. Bases 119 to 1987 code for a protein of 622 amino acids. Gene Ontology annotation, biological process: pentose-phosphate shunt, oxidative branch; glucose metabolic process. Gene Ontology annotation, cellular component: chloroplast stroma. Gene Ontology annotation, molecular function: glucose-6-phosphate dehydrogenase activity; NADP binding. The record is from RefSeq and is a predicted model, not a curated record. The transcript is spliced from 10 exons.